AUGAGCAGCGCAACAAUCUCCAAAACCAAACUCCCCAAGGAUUUCUUGUGGGGUUUCGCAACAGCGAGCUUCCAGAUCGAAGGCUCCUUAGAUGCGGAUGGGCGAGGCAAGUCGAUUUGGGACGACUUUUCGCGUCAGCCGGGCAAGACACUUGACGGCGGGAACGGGGACGUCGCGACAGACUCGUACCGCCGCUGGGAGGAGGACAUAGACCUGCUUGUGUCUUACGGGGUGAAGGCGUACCGCUUCUCUAUCGCGUGGUCACGCAUUAUACCGCUCGGCGGCCGUAAUGACCCUGUGAACGAGAGCGGCAUACAGUUCUACUCCAAAAUUAUUGACACUUUGCUGGCGAAGGGGAUCACACCAUUUGUGACAAUCUACCACUGGGAUCUACCGCAAGCUCUGCAAGACAGGUACAACGGGUGGCUCAACAAGGAUGAGAUCGUACCCGACUUUGUCAACUACGCGAAAAUCUGUUUCGAACGCUUCGGCGACCGCGUGAAGUACUGGCUCACAUUCAACGAGCCCUGGUGCAUCUCCAUCCUCGGCUAUGGCCGUGGUGUAUUCGCACCGGGUCGCUCGAGUGACCGUGUACGCAGCCCCGAAGGCGACUCGGCGACUGAACCGUGGAUAGUCGGACACAGCGUGAUCUUGGCGCACGCUUAUGCCUCGAAGCUGUACCGUGAGCAGUUCAAGCAGGCGCAAGGUGGCCAGAUUGGCGUCACACUCAAUGGCGAUUGGAUGAUGCCAUAUGAUGAUACCCCAGAGAAUAUAGAAGCAGCUCAACAUGCACUGGACGUUGCAAUCGGAUGGUUUGCUGACCCGAUCUAUCUCGGGCAUUACCCGGAGUAUCUCGGCGUCAUGUUGGGCGAUCGGCUCCCGACAUUCACGCCCGAAGAGCUCACCGUUGUGAAAGGCUCCUCCGAGUUCUAUGGCAUGAAUACAUACACCACCAAUCUUUGCAAGGCUGGUGGAGAAGACGAGUUCCAGGGAAAGGUCCAAUACACAUUUACUCGGCCUGACGGGACGCAGCUCGGUACCCAAGCACAUUGCGCCUGGCUCCAAGACUAUGGGCCCGGGUUCCGCGAUCUACUUAACUAUCUCUGGAAGCGCUAUGGCAAGCCCAUCUACGUGACCGAGAACGGGUUCGCCGUCAAAGACGAGACGAGCAAGCCCAUUGAGGAGGCGUUGUCUGACAAAGACCGCGUGCACUACUUCCAGGGCACGACAUCUUCGCUGCUCGCUGCCGUGAACGAGGACGGCGUUGACAUCCGGUCCUACUUCGCGUGGAGUCUGCUUGACAACUUCGAAUGGGCGGACGGCUACACCACCCGUUUCGGGGUAACCUACGUCGACUACGACAGCCAGAAGCGCUACCCGAAGGAUUCCGCGCGCUUCAUCUGCAAGGUUGGCCCACCCCUUCUCCUCCCACUGUUUGUCCUUGCAGCUCGCUAACGUGGUCCACCCGAACAUGACAGUGGUUCAAGGAGACCGUCGAGAAGGAUGAGCCCCCCGCACCGCGGCGCAAAGGCCCGCUCGCCGCGCUGGCGGCGCGCCUGGUCAACGCUGUCAAGGCUUGAGUCUGAGCUGGGUGCCCGAUGUUGUGCGGUGAGCAGGAAGGAGCAUCUAUUAUCGAUACGGACAUUCAUAUACGGAUGUACUAUGUGUAUGUAUACACGCUACAUGUGACCGAGAGGCGUUGGGUGAUCUUCUAGUGAAGGCUCUCACAAACCUGUGUCAAAUACUAUGCGGUUU
Molecule: messenger RNA, 1755 nt
Organism: Fomitopsis serialis
Lineage: Eukaryota; Fungi; Basidiomycota; Agaricomycetes; Polyporales; Fomitopsidaceae
Product: glycoside hydrolase family 1 protein
Exons: 16
Coding region: 1-1455 (484 amino acids)
Biological process (GO): carbohydrate metabolic process
Molecular function (GO): beta-glucosidase activity
Source: RefSeq, a predicted model, not a curated record